CAGUAAUUCGAUCUCUCAAUGGAACAUGGAACGAAAUGGAUGACGUAGCGGAAGUUAUUUUUGUCCACCGGUCCCUCCCAGACACAACAAAUCAAACAAGUGGGCGCAAAAAAGGGUGGACAGGGGAAUCGAGGAGCUCCAAGAAGCGAUGGCCAAGGCCAACAUCUCGGUGACGGAGAGCCAGUUCCGGUGUCCCAUCUGCCUGGACAUGCUGAAGGACCCGGUGUCCAUCCCGUGCGGACACACCUACUGCAUGGUGUGCAUCAGCGACUACUGGGACCAGGCCGAGCCGGGUCGCUUUAGCUGCCCUCAGUGCCGGGAGGCGUUCAGCCCUCGGCCGGUGCUGCGGAGGAACACCGUGCUGGCCGAAGUGGUGGACAAGCUCAAGCUGAGCGAAGCCUUCGCACCGCCGCCCAACCUCUACCAAGGCGGGGCGGGCCAGGUGCCGUGCGAUUUCUGCCCGCCGGAGAGCAAGCUGGCGGCGGCCAAGUCGUGCCUGGUGUGCCUGGCGUCCUUCUGUGACAUACACAUGUUGCCUCACCGGGAGGUGGGCACGCUGAGGCGGCACAAGCUGGUGGAAGCCGUGGAGUGUCCCGCCGAGAGGCUGUGUGCACAGCACCGUCUGGGACUGGAGCCUCCCGCGGGGGAAGACGCAGUGGAGGACUCCCCGUUGGAGUGGACCGGAGACUGUCUGCUGUGUGAGGCCGACCGGGAAGAAAUGCAUCCCGGGGAGGCUCAGAGGGCCAGGAGACAGCUUCAGCUUCAAGAGUCUCAGAGGAUGGUUCAGGGUAAAAUCCGAACCUGCGAGCGUGAGCUGGAGGAGUUUCAGCAGAGUUUGGAGUCCCUGAAGGUGUCUGCUUCUGUCGUUUUGGAGGACAGCGAGGCUCUUUUUGCUGACAUGGUCCACCACCUAGAGAAGACUAAGACUGAGGUCCGUGCGAGGUUGGAGGCCCGGGAGCGAGCGGCGGUGGGACGGGCCGAGCUGGAAGUGGAGAUGCUGCAGAAAGACCUGGAUGCACUGAGGAGGAGGGAUGAGGAGAUCAACCAACUUCUCCAAACGGAAGACAACGGACACUUCCUGCAGGCGGCGCCGCUGUUGUGUCUUCCUGUCCCGGCUGCUCGUGCUUCAAGGACCCUAAACCUACCCACCGAGGCCUUCAGCGGUGCCAGGAGGACGCUGUGUCACCUCCGCAGCCGUGUUGAGGAGGUGUGCCGUGAGGAGGUGGACAAGAUCAGCCAGGCAGUUAACCAGAACCACGCGUCAGGUGGCGAGUGUGCCAAAGAGAACUUCAAGCCUCAUCAGUCACCACGAUCAGCAUGUCAAGACCCCACCCAAGUGUUGCCGGCAUCCUUCCCUCUGUCCUUGCUGUCUCUGCAGCCGGCCGAUCAGAGGAUGAGGGCCGCUUUCCUAAGAUUUUUCUGUCAUCUGUCCCUGGACCCGGACACAGCCCAUCCCACCCUAGUUCUCUUGGAGGGUCGCAUUGGGGCCCACUGUGGUGAGGAGCCCCAGGCCUACCCCACCCACCCCCAGCGCUUCGACUCAGUGGCUCAGGUGCUGUGCAGGGAGGGCCAGUUCGGCGGCGCCAGCUACUGGGAGGUGGAGUGGCAAGGCGGUGGCUGGAUCGACAUCGGCGCCACCUACCGUGGGAUCGGCCGCAAGGGCGGCGGCAAGCCCUGCCUGCUUGGGCGCAAUGAGAACUCGUGGCGACUGAGGUGCACGCACACGGGCUACGCCGCCUGGCACGACAACCGUAAAACCACGGUGGCGGCGCCGCCCUGCCCCCGCAUCGGUGUCUUCUUAGAGCGCCAGAAGGGGACGCUGUCCUUCUAUAGCGUGUCCGACACGAUGAUGCUCCUCCACACUUUCCGAUGUCCCUUCUCUCAGCCGCUGUAUCCGGCCUUCCGGCUGGACCUGGACUCCACCCUGCUCAUCUGCCCCCAGGAAGCAGGGGGCCGGAGCCAGACUUAGCCAUACCCAUGGUACUACUUCCAGGAAGGGGCGUAAUUGGCCUGCAUCCCAACUAGGAAUCAAACUCUUUGAAAUCCCUUUAACGUUUCUAAGAAAGGUACUUUUUAAUCCUCCAACUACAACAGAACAUCUGAAAGUCACAUCGACUUCGUACCCGAAUACAGCGCACCUUACUGGGCCACAGCAGGUGGCUCCCUCUGCUCCACAGUCUGGUUCUCCUGGUAGUAGUGAUGAAGUAGUAGUAAUAUCAUGAUACUUGAUUAAGACAAACCAACAGGUACAUUUGGUCAAAUGCAAAUUCAUUUGAGUCCUACUUACUUCCAGGUUAAAAAAAUAUAUAUUGUGCAUCUCUAAAAUAUCUGAUUUUUUUAAAUAAAUCACAGAAAAUGUAAAGAAAACAAACCAAAAAAUUACUAAUAAGGUUUAUUUAAGGUUGACAACAACAAGCUCAGGUAACCUGGUCACAAAGAAAACAAGUUUUUCAGGUCUGCAUGUUGACCAAAUACAGUAAUACUGUUCUAUAUAGUUAAGUCAGGAAAGGGUGCGUUCAAGUAAAUGUAGCUUUAUUACCACUCUGGGAGACUUUAGUGCAAGGCCUGUGAUCACUGUGCCACAUAUGCUGUAUAUAUAUAUAUGCAUGAUGACAUAAACUAGCAUUAAAACAAUGGCUUACUCAGUCACAUGACAUUGGCGAUCUAAUUGGAUCCAAUACAAGACAUGACUGACAGUAUCGGGUCUUCAUGUCGCCAUAUGUUCAUUAUCAUGUGUGUUCACCAUACUGAGAGUCAUGUUUUCAAAGGAGAAUAUCUUUGAAUGAUGACAAUGAGUUUCAUGCAACGUGAUGGUCAAAGCCAAAGUUAUAAAUGCUUGAAAUAAACCAAGUGCUUUAUUCUAGCUAGUGGGACUGUUACAGUAUGCCUUAAUAAUAACAAUAAUAAUAUUCAUGCCUUACACUUUUGUUUGCCGUACGUCCUUCUGUCUUGUAUCCGACUGUAAAGUUUGUUGAACUUCUGAGUGUUUUUGGAAGCUCAUAACGAAGUGGCCUAGCAGAUGGCAGUUAUGGAUGAACGUGUAUCAGUCAGGUCAAGGUGUAUUCAUGCCAUGGAAAGAAAUAAAAAACAAUU
Doryrhamphus excisus (bluestripe pipefish) is the source of this 3093-nucleotide messenger RNA. RefSeq names its product E3 ubiquitin/ISG15 ligase TRIM25-like. Gene Ontology annotation, molecular function: protein binding. The record is from RefSeq and is a predicted model, not a curated record. NCBI's taxonomy places the organism in Eukaryota, Metazoa, Chordata, Actinopteri, Syngnathiformes, Syngnathidae.